Clarias gariepinus (North African catfish) is the source of this 3811-nucleotide messenger RNA. RefSeq names its product KAT8 regulatory NSL complex subunit 1a (gene kansl1a). The coding region runs from base 557 to 3598 and encodes 1013 amino acids. The transcript has 14 exons. Gene Ontology annotation, molecular function: histone acetyltransferase binding. The record is from RefSeq and is a predicted model, not a curated record. Gene Ontology annotation, cellular component: NSL complex. NCBI's taxonomy places the organism in Eukaryota, Metazoa, Chordata, Actinopteri, Siluriformes, Clariidae.
CGGCGGCAGCUCGUGAGGCAUGUCUUCUCCCGCCUCCGCGUGCGCUGUUUGGCCAGAGAGCAGUGGAGAGGAGAGGAGACGAGAUGAACCGGCCGCCAUCUUCCGCGCGCUUCUCCGUCUAACGAUGAUUCACAGAAUAUUCCGAAAUCGGUCAUCUCUAGCACCUUAAUCCUGCUUAUAACGGAUCUCACACUCGAGGCGGAGGAAUACCGUUCGCGUUUUUUUUUUUUUGUUGUUUCGUUAGUGUGUAUUUGUGGACGACGGUUUUUUUUUCUGCAGCAGCAGCAGAAGCUUCGCCCAUUUCGUGAUCACGGAAACCGAAGACCGAGUGGCGAGAGAGAGAAAGGGCGCGCGUGAAUGAGAAGCAGAGGACUUGCACGGGAUCCCAACGCACGCGCGAUCAGGGAAUGCGUGUUUAUUUAUUUGUUGUUUUUUCUUUCUUUAAAGCGCACGAUUUAAACCGCUGAAAUUCCCUCGCGCCCGUCACGUGGCUCUGUAGUUGGGCUGGCGUUGACGAGUGCAUAAGCAGGUUGCUGUGCCCUUACUGCGGCCCUGCAUGGCUGCGAUGGCGCCCGCUCUGACCGACGCCCCGGCCGAAGCCCGCCAUAUCCGCCUCAAACUGGCUGCAGAGAGCAACGGCAACUCUACAAACCUUCUCCUGUCCUCGUCGAUCUCCUCAUCUGACACAGCAGGCGCUAACGGCAAACCUCACCACGAGGACAACUGUUGUCACUGCUGCAACGGCAAGGAGCCGCUGUCAGAGCCACUGAGUCUGGGCAAAUUGCAGCCACUGGUGGCUUCCUAUUUGUGCUCUCAUGUUGGUCCUGUAGCCGAAGAGAGUGUCCUGAUCAAGCCGUCGGUGCUGAAGAAGCGAGGCCUGCUGAACGGAGAUCUCCUUCUACGUACACAGCUGAGCGGCGGCCAGCCAAAGAGCUUUGUCAACGGAGGAGGAUCAGGAACUGGAACAGGAGGCGGAAGCGCGAUGGUCCCGGUCAACGGACUGGCCAAGAAAGCUGCCGUGCCCAGCACAGCACUGCCUGAGAAAGGCAGCGUGGCCCCAUUAAACGGAGACAACGCCAAGCCUCCCACUGGGGCCGGAGCCUUGUUACCGCUAUCGUCCAAGUCCGGGGAUGUGAUAGCAACAAUAUCUGUACCAAGGGCAGAUUCCAAGCACUUGAGAGAGCUGGGAGAUCUGCAUAGCAGAGCACCAGAAGACACAGGUGUCAACGGCUCAUCAGAGAAUCCACAGAUCAAAUCUGAAACGCCCGCUAUUGACCGGUCCCACGUUGGCCGGACUGGAGCACUUUCUGAGACGAAUAACAACAGCAGCACCCCGCUCGACGCCCCUCAGAGUUCAGCUUUGUGCCAGCGUAGCUGUUCCCCCUCUUCCCCUUCUUCUGGCAUAGGGGCACUUGUACUUCGCGAGCGGGCGCAGCAGACCCAGCGCAGACAGGCUGAUGUCUCGGCACGGCUGCAGCGCCUCUGCAAGAGACUUCAGGUGGUUCAGGCCAAGCAGGUUGAGCGUCAUGUCAAACAGCAGCUCACAGGCUUCUUGCACCACACCCUGUCCCAAUUCUCCAGCUUCAGACGGGACUCCAUUGCACAGCUCCUCAAGGACGGCUCUUUACCCCCGGAGCUGGAGAAAUUGCACCUAAGUGGCACCACCAGCUUGCGUGUGGCGGAGGCACAGUUUGACUCGGAUGCCACCGAGAGCAGCUCGGGUGGCGAAAGCGACAUAGAGGAAGAGGAACUCGCCAGAGUGGAUACUGAACAGCGGCAUGUCAAACUGUGGAGAAGAGCAGAAGGCCGCUUCGCCCUGGAAAGAGCCUCCAUCAUAAGCCGCUGGACAUGGCUACAGGCGCACAUCUCCGACCUGGAGUACCGCAUCCGGCAGCACACGGAUAUCUACCGGCAGAUCCGCACCAGCAAGGGAUCGGUGGAGCUGGGAGACUCGUCCUCGUCGCACCAAACCAGGACAGAAAAGCCGAAGCCCCAGCACGCCGCAGGGGAUUUCGGUCAAACUCUCAGAUUUCCGAUCGACCGAUCUAUAAACGAAUUCUUCCACAGCAUGGCUGAAGUUUCAGAUGUUAAGCUUUCUCCGACACCAGAGAGCGGGUGCUCAGCCGCGCGAGUUCGACCCCUGAACAGCUGUAAAAGACGACGCCUCAUCCAACCCGGCACGCUUCAGAACCUCAACAGCAAGGUCCAGAAAGUGUGUUCCCCAGCGAGUCCGUGUGAUGUGAACAGCGCGUGUGUGAUGUGUGGGGGCGGUCAGCUCCACCCUAAGGCUGAGCUACAGUUUGAGCGCCCUCUGGUGGACAAUGUGGCAGUGCAGGAUCCCGGAGUCCAUCCUACACUGUCUCUGCAGUCAGACAUUCCUGUCAGUGUACAGCUCCAGAGAAUGCUGAAGUCUCACUGGCAGAGCCGGCACAUGGAGAAAGUCCGGCCUCUGAAGAAGCUGUCGCUUAAACACAAGCUCUCGCACUACUCCUCCUCCUCGUCCUCAUCCUCAUCUGCACUAUCCAAGCACAAGUUCAGGCUUUCCAACUCGCCCAUGGCUGCCAUCAGUAAGUGGUUCCCCAGCCAUAAGAACCGAUCAGAGAGGGCACGGAAACCGGUCGAGGCAGGGAUCCGCUUGACUAAGGUCGACGCACACACCCCCUGCAGGACGGGGCGGCUUCUCGACAGGAGCCUCAGCCGGAAGAGGGUCAGGGAGAACUCGCUGGACCGGACGGAGUCGCCAAAGCUGCAGUUUGAUGCAGGAAGCCCUUAUCAACCUCCUCAGUCCAGCAUCCAGCCGUCCACCCCCAACACCGUCAGCAGACAGAUGUGCCUGCCCAGUGACAGCUCCACACCUCUGGGCCCCAGCAGUCAGACUGGCUCCUGCUCCAUGCCGAUGAGAAAGCGGAGAAGCGAAAACUCGUUUGACAUCAACAACAUCGUCAUCCCCAUGUCUGUGGCAGCGACUACCAGAGUGGAGAAGCUUCAAUACAAGGAGAUCAUCACACCAAGCUGGAGGGAGUUGGGAGCGUUCCCUCAGCAUCUUGCUGCAGUGGGCGUGAACGUAGAGGUUGAGGACUUGUCAGAUGCUGCUUGCAUGCUGCGUCAUCAGAAGUGCGAGGACCAGGAGCGCAAUCGCUGGAGAUGGACGGCCCUUACGCCAGCCAAGAGGAGAGGCAGCAGGUCAUACAAGUCCGUGGAUGGCAGGACAACUCCGUCCCUAAUCGGAACAAACCCAUCCACGCCGCAGCCAUCGUCUCCGGACACGGGACACUUCCACCUGCUGCAGGACUACGGGCCCAUUCCGUCACCCCUCAGCCCCCCCAGCCCUGACACACCCUGCUCUCGUGAUGCGCACACACCCUCUUCGAGGGACUCGUACACACCUCACACGAGAGACGCGCACCGGCCGGUGUACAGCGAGGACACGCGUUGUUCAACACCAGACUGCACCUACGAGGAGAGAACUGUGCAGCCGUGGGAGCACAGGAUCUUCCCCCUCUCUGAAGACCCAGUGCUGGAGGCCAAAGAGGACCCGCAACCCCAUCCGAGGUUCAGCUGCGGCGCCGAAUCAGAGAGCGAAACCUCUUCGACCUAGAGAGUCUCCAGCACAAAACCCCGCCCACGCCGUGGGGUCCAUGAAACCACACCCCUUCUGGCAUUAAGACGAAACGAAUAAAGAACUCGUAUUAAAACAAACCAAUAAAUAAAUUAAAGAACUUCUGUUGUUUGAUAUUCAAACAUCAGCCAAAUAUUUUCACAGUUUUUAGUGAAUAUUAAGGAACAUAGAAAUUAAAACCUGUCUCAUGAA